This is a messenger RNA of Camellia sinensis, 3059 nucleotides long. RefSeq names its product transcription factor GTE8. Gene Ontology annotation, molecular function: protein binding. NCBI's taxonomy places the organism in Eukaryota, Viridiplantae, Streptophyta, Magnoliopsida, Ericales, Theaceae. The record is from RefSeq and is a predicted model, not a curated record.
UGUGUGCUUGGUGCACGACUUAUAGUUCCUGCUUCUUGUAUUUACGUUUGUAUGAAAUUUCGUUGAUUGAAUGAUAUUUAUUAUCUCUCUCUGGACUCUGCUUUGCUGAAUGAUUUCGCUCGGUGGUACGCAAGGAGGGCAUUUGAGUCGAGAUUUUAAGAAUUAAGCAAUUUAUGUUACACCUUGGAUAGAAGGAGACGGAAGAAGUGGUUCGAGAACUAAGGUGGAUGAUGGCAAAGAAUGAUAGGUUGACAGGAGGGUACUCCACUGGUUUUGCUCCUAAUUAUGAGUCAGAAGGGUCUGGUAGCUCAGGACGACUUGACACGGAGAUUACUGCUUCAGAGGAUUCUAGUGCUCCGAGGAGGAAAUGCAUUAAUUUGAAUUCUGCUGCUUGUGAUGGUUUUAGUGCCCCAUUACAGGUCCUCCCUUUAUCAAAAAUGUGUACUUCUGAGAGGAAGGACUUAGUACUAAGAUUGAGAGCCGAACUUGAACAGAUUCGUAUCCUCCAGAAGAGAGUUGAAAAACAGAGAACUAAUGUGGUUACGUUAUCAUCAUCUAGUGAUAUUCUUAGUUGUAGCAAUGUACAAAAUGGACCUCCAGUGGAGAACUUCAAGAAAUCAUCAGGAUUGAAAUCUGAACUAGGGAGGAAAGUAAACCCUGAAGCCCAGAAGGCGCGUGGCUGGAAUCGUGGUACUUCAGGAAGGUUCGAGUGUGCGAAAGAAGCAUCAAUGCCAAGCACUUUCAAUACAGUUUUUAUGAAACAGUGUGAGGCGUUAUUAAAAAAAUUAAUGCAACAUCAGUAUGGUUGGGUUUUUAACACUCCUGUUGAUGUAGUAAAGUUGAACAUUCCUGAUUAUUACACUGUUAUCAAGCACCCAAUGGAUUUGGGGACAAUAAAGAGCAAGAUUACUUCAAGUGAGUACUCAAGUGUGUUGGACUUUGUUGCAGAUGUCAGACUAACUUUCUCCAAUGCCAUGACCUACAAUCCACCUGCAAAUCAUGUCCACAUCAUGGCUGAUACACUUCGUAAAUUUUUUGAAUUAAGAUGGAAAGUUAUUGAGAAGAAAUUUCUUAAGGAUUCUCGGCCGUUACAGGAAAAAUCAGGCAUACAUGAAGAAAAGGAGACAGUUAAAUCAAUGCCUUCAUCAAAAAAGAGAAAAAUCACUUCAAUGGAUCAUAAAGUUAUUCCAGACCCUGCUAGCCGGAUAAUGACAGAUGAGGAGAAACAUAAUUUAAGCAGGGAAUUGGAGGCUUUGCUGGGGGAGUUGCCAGACAAUAUUGUUGAAUUUUUGAGAGAACAGAGUUCAAAUGGAAGGGAAACUGGAGAGGAUGAGAUUGAAAUUGAUAUUGAUGAUCUCAGUGAUGAUACCUUGUUCAAGUUACGGAAGUUACUAGAUGAUUAUUUACAGGAGAAACAGAAGAAACAUGCAAGAGCUGAACCUUGUGAAAUAGAGCUACUAAACGAAUCAGGAAUUAGCAAUUCAUCCAUGCAAUUGUGCGAAGGGAAUGAUCCAAUCGAUGAAGAUGUUGAUAUUGGGGGGAAUGAACCUCCUAUCUCAAGCUAUCCUCCAGUAGAGAUAGAAAAAGAUAAAGGUCGUAGAAGCAACAAAUGUAUCAGAUCAGGCAGCUCUAGUGAUUCAGACUCUAGCAGUUCUGAAAAUGAAUCUGAUGGUGCCAAAGCUUCUACUCUAGCAAAGCCACCAAAGGAAAAUUCAGGUCCUGAAGCAGAUUUAGAUGAAAUGACAGGUGUUGUUGACUUGCUUGAUGGAAAUCAAUCUGUUAGUGGACUGGAUCAACUUGAACAAAUCUCCCAGAAGCCAAACUCUAUUGAGUCAGAUUGCCAUCAGGAUGGGGAGAGUGCUCUAAAUGAGAGGCAAGUUUCACCUGAGAAGCGCUACAGGGCUGCUGUUUUGAAAAACCGAUUUGCUGAUACCAUAUUGAAAGCUCGAGAAAAGACACUCAACCAGGGUGAAAAGGGGGAUCCUGAGAAACUACGCCGUGAGAAGGAGGAACUUGAGAUGCAGAAAAGGAAAGAGAAGGCUCGAUUGCAAGCUGAAGCCAAGGCUGCUGAAGAUGCUCGAAGGCGAGCUGAAGCAGAAGCAGCAGCUGAAGCCAGACGGAAGAGGGAGCUCGAGAGAGAAGCAGCUAGGCAGGCACUGCAAAAGAUGGAAAAGACAGUUGAAAUUAAUGAGAAUUCUAGGUUUCUUGAAGACUUAGAGAUGUUAAGGACCGCCCCUCCCGAACAAUUGCCAAGCUCUGUAGAUGAGACGAGCCCAGAUCACUCACAAGAUGGGUUGGGCAGUUUCAAGUUUGGGGGCAGUAAUCCUUUGGAACAACUUGGAUUGUACAUAAAAGUGGAUGAGGAGGAGGAAGAAGGUGAGCCACCCAGUGUUCUGAAAAUUGUUGAUGAUGUAGAGGAAGGAGAAAUUGAUUGACUCUGUUGAACGAUGGAGCUACAAUAUAGAAUACAAUCCAGAAAUGUUUGUCCUGCCAUGGUUGCUUAUUUAAUGUUAUAUGGGCAAAAGAGAGUGCAUUUCUCUUGUUUGCGUUAGCAAUGAACUAUUAAUUGCAAUUUCAAUGGAGUGGCUCAAGCAUUGCUAUCAGUUAUGGGUUUGGAUGACGGUCUGAUGGAUUAAAUUUCUGGAUUUGAGCGAACAAUGGCUUAGAAUGUUGGAAUUUUGUUGUUUAUGUUGAAGCUUCUCUACAACAGCAGCAAACAUGUGCUGCUACAUACAGAUUUUUCGUAGAGAUGGAGAAGAAAACUGAAUUGGAAAAUGGUCAGGAAUUUCUUAACCUUAUUGUGUUUAGUGGUGUACCAUGGUAAUGCAUGAUACAAGUGGGGAAGGAAAAUUUAGCUUGAAAAGGGGUUAUGGUUGUCAUUGACUUGGAGUGAGGUACAUGGUAAUAUGGUAUUUUCUUGAAUAAUUAAUCUAGUGUCUUUCUAUUAUAUAUAUAGUUACAGAAUUACUAGUAUUUUUAUUACAAUCAUACAAUUUCUGCUGCAGCUUUUUUUUGGGUUGUUUGGUGCAGAGCUUAAGAAACUGCUUAUAAUUUCUUUA